Molecule: messenger RNA, 1169 nt
Organism: Rhincodon typus (whale shark)
Lineage: Eukaryota; Metazoa; Chordata; Chondrichthyes; Orectolobiformes; Rhincodontidae
Product: probable G-protein coupled receptor 139
Exons: 2
Coding region: 1-1086 (361 amino acids)
Biological process (GO): G protein-coupled receptor signaling pathway
Cellular component (GO): membrane
Molecular function (GO): G protein-coupled receptor activity
Source: RefSeq, a predicted model, not a curated record
AUGGAUCAGAAUCUGAGAACAAUAGACUGGAAUGUUCCAAGAAUGGACAGGAGUUUAUCCAUGUAUGUCUGGAUUCUUUCUACAUAUUAUGAUGGGAUGUCAUUAUCAGGUCGGAUCCAAUGCAUACUUUACAUUAUUCAAUGUUUUUAUUAUCCUAUCCUGGCUGACGUGGGUGUCCCUGUUAACGUAGUGACGAUCUACAUCCUGCUUUAUAAAGAUUGUGGAUUGUCUCCAUGUGUCAGUCGUUACCUGGUUGCCAUGGCAGUGGCGGAUCUACUGGUCAUUAUCCUGGACCUGAUAUUGAGGCACAUUCCCAUUGUUUAUCCGCAACAGUUUUAUUUCCUGGUGUACAUCCCCGUGUGUAACAUCCACGCCGUCCUGCUUUAUGCAGCCACCGACUGUUCUGUCUGGUUCACCGUCACUUUCACCUUUGAUCGAUUUGUAGCCAUUUGUUGCCAGAAGCUGAAAAGUAAAUAUUGCAGUGAGAAAACAGCGGCUGUGGUUCUGGGAACAGUGACUGUGCUGAGCUGUUUAAAGAACAUUUUCUGGUAUUUUAUGCUCAGAUCUCGAUAUCAGCUGCUGAACACCCCCUGGUUUUGUGAUGUAACUCACGCUGUUCAAUCUUCUCGUGUCUGGGUCACAAUCGAGUUCCUCCACCAUGUUCUAACCCCGACUCUCCCAUUUCUCCUGAUUCUGCUGCUCAAUGUUUUCACCGUCAGACACAUUUUAGUGACCAGCAGAGCCCGCAGGAGACUCCGGGCUCACACCAAUGGGGACGGUCAGUGUGACACAGAAAUGCAAAUUCGAAAAAAAUCCAUCAUUUUACUGUUUGUGAUCUCGGCCAAUUUCAUCCUGUUAUGGUCAACGCUAAUGCUGUAUUCUAUAUCGCACCGGAUGAAUAAUAUUGGGUAUAUUUCUGUGUACCUAGAUUACUCUGUGCUGGAAUUAGGCUUCGUGCUGCAGCUCCUCAGUUGCUGCACAAACACCGCAAUUUAUGCUGUGACCCAAACGAAGUUCAGACAGCAGCUGAAGAAUGUGCUGAAAUAUCCCUUUACCCAAAUUCAGUCAAUCAAACUUACUCAUUAAACAAUCCAUCCAGGAUUUUCUCAUCUCAGUUCAAUGUUUCAGCAAUGAAGCAGCCUGUUGCUAUGGUGACAGACUGGGGGUCG